AUGCGAGCUUGGUUCCUUGCCUGUUUUCUUGCACUCAUCACACUGCAGGCGGCCGUACUUGCAGCACGGCUAUCUGCUAGGUCUCUCUUGCCCGAGCAACGCAUCGCUAUCAGGGAAUCCCUGCCGGAUCUGUACGAGGCAUCAGUUGUUGAACUGCAAGCCGGUCUGCAAUCCGGAUUAUUCACUAGUGUAGACCUCGUCAAUGCCUAUUUCGCGCGCAUCGAGGAAGUCAAUCUACAGGGCCCAAUACUCCGUGCUGUCAUCGAGACGAACCCAUCUGCGCUAGCGCAGGCGGCCGCUCUGGACGCAGAGCGGCUCGAGACCGGUCCCCGCAGCUUGCUACAUGGCAUACCGGUACUGGUGAAGGAUAAUAUUGCUACGAUUGCCUCCGAGGGAAUGAACACAACGGCUGGAUCGUACAGUCUGCUUGGCUCUGUUGUCCCCGCUGAAGCUGGUGUCAUCACAAAGCUUCGCGCCGCCGGAGCGAUCAUUCUGGGCAAGGCCAACUUGUCUGAGUUCGCCCAUUUCCGAGGCAACCUGGCCUCAGGCUGGUCCGGCAGGGGCGGUCAAUGCACGAAUGCGUACUUCCCUCAUGCCGACCCCUGUGGUUCGUCUGCGGGCUCUGCCGUCGCUGCAUCCAUCGGGCUGGCAGCAGUUACCCUCGGUACUGAGACAGACGGAAGUAUCACCUGCCCCGCAAACCAAAAUAACCUCGCGGGAAUCAAGCCGUCAGUAGGGCUCACGUCUCGUGCAGGAGUCAUCCCUAUCUCCGAACACCAGGACACCGUCGGACCCCUAACGCGCUCCAUGGCCGACGCCGCAAUCGUGCUCUCCGUCAUAGCAGGCCCGGACCCGAACGACAACUUCACGCUCGCUCAGCCGUCCCCCGUCCCCGACUACACGCUCGCGCUCGACCGGAACGCGUUCGCGGGCAAACGCAUCGGCGUCCCUCGCGCGGUGUUCUUGAACGACUCGAUCACGGGGAACGACCCGUACGUGAAUGAGGUGUUCGAGGCUGCGUUGGAGGUUAUGAAGGCCCUUGGCGCGACGGUGGUGGACCCGGCAGACUUGCCGAGUGCAGAAGCGAUUGCGACGUCGAAUAAUGAGUCGACAGUGCUGGAUACGGAUUUCAAGAUCCAACUCAAUGCGUGGUAUGAGGGGUUGCUGUCCAACCCAUCCGGUGUGCGGUCUCUCGCCGAGCUCAUUGCCUUCGACAACGCCAAUCCAACUCUGGAAGAGCCUGCAAGGUACACAGACCAGUCGGAGCUCAUUGCCUCCGAAGCAACGACUGGGUUCAACUCAACAUACUAUGCGGCGCUCGCGUACGACUAUGAGAUGGGACGGACGAACGGGAUCGACGCAGCGCUGGAGAUGUACGACCUCGACGCAUUGGUUCUCCCCGCGCCAGGCUUCACCACCGUCCCCGCAGUCCCGCUUGGCUUCUAUCCCGACAACAUCACGAUUGGCCUCGCGGGACCGGAGACAGUGUAUCCCGCUCCUGGCGUCCCUAUCGGCCUGUCCUUCCUCGGUACGGCUUGGAGUGAGUUUGACCUAGUAUCGUAUGCGUAUGCAUAUGAGCAGCACACGCACACACGUCUCGCGAGGAAGGCGUACGCCGAGGCCAUCCCGACAACGCAGUUGUGGGAUGUCAUUUACGGGGCCUAGGCAUAUGCUGGCGGGGGACAUCGGCGUCGUGGUAUCGGAUAGGCAGUCUGUCAAAAGACGUUCCAAACGGAUGAGUAAAACAGUACUGUUAUCCGAAAUGAUAAGUGUUCGCAGCGAAUCUCUUUUUGGCAAGAUUAGUAUCAGGAACGCUUUCGCCACGAUGUCUUCGCGUGCUGCUGUGGGUCCAUAGCCAGCGGUCCAUGCAUGUGGUGAUCAUAACAUAACGUUCAUGGAGAUCGUUCGAUCAAGUGAUGAUCGAAGCGAGUGUUCAUACGAGCUACCACACAGAUCAACAGACGACACCGUAUGCCUGAAUCGGACGUGGAAACCAGGCGCACGUACGUAUAUGCGGGGGAUAUCGUUGUUGCCUUCAUGUGGAAAAGCGAUGCUGUGAACCAAUGAAGGACGGAAUCUACCGUUGGCCCGUCUCAUGCCCCGCUGAUCGCAGAAUCGGACAAUCAUGCUGUUACUUGCUGACAGCAGGCGCAGCC
Messenger RNA from Fomitopsis serialis, 2156 nucleotides. Its product is annotated as amidase signature domain-containing protein. Bases 1 to 1665 code for a protein of 554 amino acids. The transcript is spliced from 10 exons. The record is from RefSeq and is a predicted model, not a curated record. NCBI's taxonomy places the organism in Eukaryota, Fungi, Basidiomycota, Agaricomycetes, Polyporales, Fomitopsidaceae.